Molecule: messenger RNA, 387 nt
Organism: Sphenostylis stenocarpa
Lineage: Eukaryota; Viridiplantae; Streptophyta; Magnoliopsida; Fabales; Fabaceae
Source: the annotation of a GenBank genome assembly
AUGCCUCCCAAGCCUUCGUCCAAAGAUGUGGACAAUCCAUUCAAAGACAUCCUUGAUCUGCACAUUGCCAUGCAAAAUCAUAUGGAAGGUCAAGAUAAACGUCAUCAGCUUCUUCAACAAACCAUGGAAACUCGACAAGAUGUUGUUCCAAAAACCAUGGACUCCUUCAAAACUCAGUCCCCAUCAUCUUAUUCACCUAUUGCAAAAAUGUCAUUACUUUACAAGGUGAUUCUUUCCAAAUACCUCAACCAACAUCACCAAUUAUUUCACUUGCUUCAUCAAGAUGUUGUUGCCUCGCUCCACCUCCUCACAUUAACACCACUCAACCUUACCCCUCCCAAUUUUGAAACCAUUGACCUAAUUACCAAUUCCAUGUUGCAAGACUGA